AUGGAGUAUUGUGAUUCAUGCAGAGCAGUGUUGAAUGAGAGACAUUUAUUGGAGGAGCAAUUGGCCAGGCUCUAAAAUAAGUUGGAAAUAGUAGCGACGCAAUUGAAGUUGUUGAGGGAGGAGAAUGAAUUAUUAAAGAGUAACAUAAAAGUGCCUAAUAAAUAAAGACGCAAAAACAAUAGGACGAAGGCCGAGGUUGAAUAAUGCUAGAAGGAGAUUCAAAAAUUGCAAGUGAUAAUCUAACACAAAGAUGUGAUUAUCCAGAGCCAAGUACGAUGUGAUAUAAUUAGUGAAAGCUCAAUUAUAGCUAUGGACAGAGUUAGGAAGAAGGUGAAUCUUUGA
This is a messenger RNA of Paramecium tetraurelia, 342 nucleotides long. RefSeq lists its product as uncharacterized. The record is from RefSeq and is a predicted model, not a curated record. The transcript has a single exon. Lineage: Eukaryota; Ciliophora; Oligohymenophorea; Peniculida; Parameciidae.